AUGCUCAGCUGUCAACGCAUUCGUUUAGCAACAGUUGUACGAUUGGCAAGAAUAAUAAUAAUGAAUAUUCAAUCAAGUCUAUGGUUUGUUCUGUCGUUCCUGCUAUGUUCAGGCUCGCCUCCUGUACAUUGCGACAUUUCAAGUGCGAGCCACUACUCCCAAAAGGUGUCAAAUUCUGUUCUGGAUUUAUACAUUGACAUCGACAGCAUCAGCAGCAGCACCAACAGACACAGUGAAACAACAAUGACAGUGACUCCUGACAGUAGCAAAGUUGAUUUCGAGAGAGCGCCCAUUGUGCCCACACACAUAUAUCCUUAUUUGUUGCUGGCGCUGUGGGUAACAUGCAUAACCUGCGUCGUCUGUUGCUGCUUAUACUGCAAGUGCCAGCAGGCGGAGAGUAUGACAGCGUACAACUCAAAUGGCUUUGAGCUUCGGGAAGUGCAUGUCCAGAAUCAUCCUUUGCCGCACGUCCAGGGAUGCGUUUGCCUGGGCUGCUUGCAGCGGCAGAUAGCCAAGGAGAUGCAGCUAAAACGCGAAUACUAAACACAAUUUUCGAGACGUUAAGUAACAAACAUAUAAGUUUAUAUUCAAGAUUUGGCCAAAGCUAUAUAUAUAUAUGUAUAUAAUACAUAUAUAAAAAAAAGCUUACUUCUAUUUAAACAUAA
This is a messenger RNA of Drosophila mojavensis, 665 nucleotides long. RefSeq lists its product as uncharacterized. The transcript is spliced from 2 exons. Bases 1 to 543 code for a protein of 180 amino acids. Lineage: Eukaryota; Metazoa; Arthropoda; Insecta; Diptera; Drosophilidae. The record is from RefSeq and is a predicted model, not a curated record.